Sphenostylis stenocarpa is the source of this 273-nucleotide messenger RNA. Lineage: Eukaryota; Viridiplantae; Streptophyta; Magnoliopsida; Fabales; Fabaceae. The record is from the annotation of a GenBank genome assembly.
AUGGAGAACUGUAGAAGGUGGAGGCGUGUGUCUCUCUCUCUCCCCCACUUUGUCAUUACCAGAAGGGAUUGUGAGAGCGACCCUGAUGUUGAUGCUGAUACUGAUGCUAAUGCUACGGAAGUGAUAGUUGCACUGUGUAAUUACCAUGUAAACCAAUACCUUUCUGUCUCUACCACCAUGCCUCUUAUUCUUCAUCCAUCACAGAUUGUGAAAAGGGGAAUCAUUGAGGCUUAUGAAGUAGAUCGUGAAAUCCAUAUUGUUUUUCAGGUCUAA